Messenger RNA from Tarenaya hassleriana, 747 nucleotides. RefSeq lists its product as uncharacterized. The record is from RefSeq and is a predicted model, not a curated record. Bases 57 to 533 code for a protein of 158 amino acids. NCBI's taxonomy places the organism in Eukaryota, Viridiplantae, Streptophyta, Magnoliopsida, Brassicales, Cleomaceae. The transcript is spliced from 6 exons.
UUCCGUUCUAGCGGGCUGCGGCGAGAUUUGUUCAUCGGCGGGAGAGAGAGAGAGAGAUGGGGACGAGAGAAGUGUACGAGGAGAAGCUGAGGAGGGGGAAUUUGCACCAUGAUCCGACCAUGAACCCUGGUCUUGGUUCCGCUCGUUGUCCACGUUGCCUCUCUCUCUUGGACCCUAAUUCUGAGAAAGGCGAGUGGACUAUAACUUCGGUUUUGCACGACGCCGCUGCUGUGGCUGGUUCUGGUUUUGGUGGUAUGCUUAGUGCAGUCCACGCUUUCAAUACAGGGAUCCCCUAUCUCCAAAGUCGGCUUAAAGGAUCAAAGCGUUUCUCCUUUCUUGUGGGGGUGCCAUUGCUGCUUGGAUAUUCAGCUGCAGGGGCUGCCUUUGGAGGUUAUGCACUUCCAAAGUUUGCCCAACUCACAGUCACUUCGUAUUAUGCUUCUUCAAGUGCUUCACAUUAUUGGAUUUCCCUUCUCACCCGCCAUAUUGAAGAAGCCCACAUUUCUCGAACUCAGAAAGAACAACAAAAAUGAAAUCACACGAGUGUACAUAAACCGGAAUCAGUAUCUCUGUUCUAUCCGAGAAGUUUACUUUACUUGUCACUACUAUCGAUUCUCUGGCUUUUAGAUGGUGAAGAUUUUGGGUUCUCUUUUCCUAUCCAGUGUUUUUGUUCGGUCUUGAAACCUGAAAGCCGUAUUGUAAUUCUUCCCACAUCAUUUAUAGGAAAUAUCAUGUAUUUAGCUUCAA